ACCGUAGGCAGAGCGCCGCCGCCGCCUUCCGCGUCUGGGCGAGGAAGCGGCAGUGCUUUUCUCCCUCCCUGGCGUUCUCGGGAAAGGCGGGAAAAUGGCGGUAGUCUUCGGCGUCCCGCGGAGCCGCUUUGUGGUGGUGGGCGGAGGCAUCGCCGGAGUUACCUGCGCCGAGAAGCUGGCCCUGGACUUCCCGUCAGAAGACAUUUUGUUAGUGACAGCUUCUCCAGUUAUAAAAGCUGUAACAAAUUUCAAACAGGUCUCAAAAACACUUGAGGAAUUUGAUGUGGAAGAGCAACCAAGUUCUCUGUUAGAACAACGAUAUCCCAAUAUUAAAGUUAUCCACUCUGCUGUAAAACAAUUGAAAAGUGAUGAGCAUAAAAUUUUCACUGAAGAUGGGAGAGAAUAUAUGUAUGAGAAACUUUGCCUGUGUGCUGGAGCAAAACCUAAAUUAAUUUUUGAAGGAAACCCAUAUGUGUUAGGAAUUCGGGAUACUGACAGCGCACAGGCUUUUCAGAAGAAUUUGGCUCGAGCUGAGAGAAUAGUAGUGGUUGGUAAUGGUGGGAUUGCACUUGAAUUAGUGUAUGAAAUUGAAGGCUGCGAAGUAAUCUGGGCUAUCAAAGACAAAGCCAUUGGAAACACUUUUUUUGAUGCAGGAGCAGCUGAAUUUCUUAUUCCAAAACUGACUGCUGAAAAACAAGAGACUCCAAUUGAAUGUAAAAGAACCAAGUAUACAAUGGAAGGAAGUGAGAAGAAAGAAAGGGCCGCAUCUGACAAACUGGGCAGUGCUUUAGGCCCUGACUGGCAUGAAGGCCUACAGCUGAAAGGAACCAAAGAGUUUUCUCAUAAAGUACAUAUUGAAAUACUAUGUGAAGUGAAGAAAAUACACUCACAGCAAGAAUAUAUACAACUGCAACAGACUUCCUUGGCUUUUCCUAAGGAGGGGAAGAAUGUAGAACCAGAUGAAGUUCUGUGGCCUGUAUAUGUGGAAUUAACUAAUGGAAAAAUUUAUGGAUGCAAUUUCAUUGUCAGUGCAACUGGAGUUGUGCCAAAUGUGAAACCAUUUCUUGAUAGCAAUAAUUUUGCUGUAGGUGAAGAUGGAGGCCUUAAAGUAGAUAAACACAUGCACACAUCCCUGCCAGACAUCUAUGCAGCUGGGGAUAUCUGCACGGCGGCGUGGGAACCCAGCCCUGUGUGGCACCAGAUGAGACUGUGGACUCAAGCUAGGCAGAUGGGAUGGUAUGCAGCAAAAUGCAUGGCAGCAGACGCUUCAGGAGAGUCUAUUGAUCAGGAUUUCUGCUUUGAAUUGUUUGCUCAUGUAACAAAAUUCUUCAAUUACAAGGUGGUGGUUUUGGGAAAAUUCAAUGCUCAAGGCUUGGGUUUAGACCAUGAACUAAUGCUGAGAUGUACCAAGGGACAAGAGUAUGUUAAAGUGGUGAUGCAGAAUGGACGAAUGAUGGGAGCGGUGCUGAUCGGUGAAACAGACUUGGAAGAAACUUUUGAGAACUUGAUUUUAAAUCAGAUGGACCUUUCAGCUUAUGGUGAAGAUCUCCUGAAUCCAGAUAUUGAUAUAGAAGAUUAUUUUGAUUGAAUGAAAACCAAUUUCUAUUUUGUAUACAGUUUUAAUACUGACUAUUUGUCUUGUGAAAUGUCUUCUGGGGUUUACCAGAAAACAGGGAGAAGUGCAAUUCUUUAUUAAGAUCUUUGAGUUGAUGUCAAAUUAGUAAAAGGCAAAUAAGGUCAAUCUGGGUAGAAAUGCAGCAGCAAAAGCAAGUUGAUUAAUGUUAGCAAUGAUUUGAUCUAGAUUAGAUGAGAAUAUGGAAGCAGGGCUAUUGCAUUCCUGAAAAGCAGGCUUCGUUGUGCUGUUAAGAUAACACUGCAUUCAGUUCAGGGUGGUCUUCACUGUUGGAAAGAAUGUAAAUAAAGCACUACAUAAUACAUGUUAAAUCCAGUGCCUUCCUACUGGGGGAAGAACCAUGCAUAAUGUUCUACAAUCUAUUCCACUUACAUCCUUCUGCUGCUAAUAACUUCAAGUACUUGGCUCAGGUUUUAAGUCUCCUGUUCCAGCUAACAGCACCAUCACUUUCAAGCUGGCACAUAAAGCUCUUGCCAUCUGCAGUGUAGCUUGCAAAUACAGAACAAACUGGAUGCUUUAUGUUUGUUUCAGGUAUUGUGGUAGAGCUGAACUGAUGCAUCCUGUGUGAUUUUCAACAGGAGCAGUGUGAAGCCACUCCAAGGAGGGGUUGGCAUAAGGCCACUGGUGGCUGUCACUUGCAGAGAUCUUAUCAGAUCUGUAGAGCAGACUGCUGGAUGUAUAUCUCAUUAGGUAGAUGGUACUGGGUGCCAUCCAUCACUGCUGGAAAGUGUGUGGCCCUAUGCACAAAGCUGAUAUUGGACAUUUUGCACUCUCAAUACUAAUUGUUUUAAAGAUUUUUCUUAAACUUUUGUGCUUUUUAUGCUGAUGGGGUUCAAGCAGAGAACUAUUGCAGUCAGAUUAAGAAGUCAUUCGAGGUUCUUUGUCCUUGCAGCUUUCUGCCCUCUCCUUGCUUACAGUCAUGCAUGUUGGUUCCAGGAAGGAAUUUCUGGAGGUAAGAAAUUCAAAUUUGACUUUUGGUAACUAAUGGUAAGCCCCAUUUUUGCAACUUAGUAAUAUGUUUUAAGAUUUAUUUUUUUAUCUAAAUUAUUUUAAAUAUAAGUCUUGAAUUAUAACACGCUACCUGCAUGUAUGUUUAGUUAUGGAAGAUGUACUGUAGUCGUCAUGAUACAUACACGCAAGUUUGCAUAUGUUACUUUCUUUGUGACAAGUAAUAAUAGUUACACUAAGUGCCUCAUUUCCUAGUGAUAAAAUCCAACUAUUGAAGCUAUUCCUUAACAUUGUCCUCAUAUUCUAUAGCAUCGUUCAUGGACACAAAUUGUUUCAUACUUGAUUUUGAUCUGGAGUUGAGAGUUACUAUUCAGGAUUAAACUAAGAGUGUUUCUUUGUACAAAGCUGGCAUUACAUACUGGAACUUCUCCCAGAAAACUACUCUAAUUAUUUUGAAGAGAAUGACUGUUUAAUUAAAUGAAUUAAUUCUAUUUUUGGCAAAGCUUUUAAUUAAUUGAUGCAUGAAAACUCUAAGCUUCAGUCAUGGAAUUCUAUCAGAAGAAUAAAGGUGAAGAGCUCUACUUGAA
Meleagris gallopavo (turkey) is the source of this 3168-nucleotide messenger RNA. RefSeq names its product pyridine nucleotide-disulphide oxidoreductase domain 1 (gene PYROXD1). Gene Ontology annotation, molecular function: oxidoreductase activity. NCBI's taxonomy places the organism in Eukaryota, Metazoa, Chordata, Aves, Galliformes, Phasianidae. The record is from RefSeq and is a predicted model, not a curated record.